AAGAGAGGGAGGGAGUAAUAUAAGAGAGGCAGCCAUAGAGGGAGAGGUGACAGAGUAGAUUAUCCUCCUCUCCUCCUCUCUGCCAGCCUCAUCAUGUUCAUGCUGCAGAUGUUGACUGUUAUCUCUCUGACUGUUAUUCUCCUGGCAUCUGUGGAAGGUAAAGGCGUGCAGAUGCAAAGAGAUGUCCAGUGCUGCAUGUUGUACUCCCAGGGCAAGGUGCGUACCAAAGAUGUGUUGCGGUUUGAGGUACAGACAGAGGGGCCCGACUGCAGUAUACAAGCCAUCAUUCUGUACACGAAAAAGGCGGUGAAAUGUGCAGACCCAAGAGAUCGGAAGGUGAAGAGGUUGCUGAGAAAGCUUUUGCAGAGACAGAGAACCAAGGCCCACCGAACCAUGUGGCUUCUUCCUCAUGACAACCUGCCCGUCAUGUCAGAGGACAAGAAAGAUAACUGGGCUGUUUUCAAUGUGGAGUGAUGGAGAACAAUCCAAAAGUCGAGGUCUCAUAGUCAUAAGCCAAGUAAACUUUCAGCAGUUCGUCAUCUUUCCAUGGCGGAGCUUUGCUGACUCUCCAGUCGUCUCGUGUCUCUCUCUAUCUACACUAACUGUCUCCCAUGGACCAGACCUGGGCAGCAAUACAUAUUUAAAUGGCUUUUGAUAUUUAAACAAAAAUCGUGCUUGAAAUAUUCCCAAACAGAUGGCAGAAACUGAGGAGUAUUAACUUGUAAGAUAAGCAGAAUUGUUUCUUUUUUAUUGAAUGGCUCAUACUGUUAUUUGCCAGUCUGCCUGGAAGUGUCUCUCUCUACAAUAAUAUUACUUCUCGUGGCUGAUGUACAAUCAGUGAAAAAGGUGUUAUAAAACAAAUCAUACCGAGCAGUGAUAUUUCUAUUGUAUAACAGCAUACUCCAUGAUAUGCUUAUGUGUGACUUGUAUAUUUUCAGUGAUGUGUACUGACACUGCACACAGUGCAGACUUUUACCUGAUAUAUCUGACUGUUAGACAGGUGAAAAGUGGGAUCAAAGGGAAGAUUUCACCUUUUUAGUAAGCAAUUGUUCCUGAUAUUUUGUCUACCCUGCCUAUUGACUGUUUGUAAUCUCAGUAUGAAACUCAUGUUAAUCUUUAAAUAAGAGAUCCUCAGGUAUCCACCAGAAGAUCUACACAUUUGCAGUUUACAUGUUUCUUUUUCAUUAGUAGUCUGUCACCAAACUAUGCCAAAGUAUUCAUGAGUCGAUUCAUCAAAUGGCAAAGCUGUUAAAACUCGGAGGGCUCAAUUGUGUAUGAAACACAAAAGUAUUGUAAAAGAAUGCAUUAUAUGUGAAUUUUAUAAAAUAAUCUGAAAGAAUA
Labrus bergylta (ballan wrasse) is the source of this 1341-nucleotide messenger RNA. It is a transcript of the gene ccl44, whose product is annotated as chemokine (C-C motif) ligand 44. Gene Ontology annotation, cellular component: extracellular region. The record is from RefSeq and is a predicted model, not a curated record. Gene Ontology annotation, biological process: immune response. NCBI's taxonomy places the organism in Eukaryota, Metazoa, Chordata, Actinopteri, Labriformes, Labridae. Gene Ontology annotation, molecular function: chemokine activity.